This is a messenger RNA of Haliotis rufescens (red abalone), 4807 nucleotides long. RefSeq names its product extended synaptotagmin-2-like. The transcript is spliced from 18 exons. The record is from RefSeq and is a predicted model, not a curated record. Bases 81 to 1592 code for a protein of 503 amino acids. Lineage: Eukaryota; Metazoa; Mollusca; Gastropoda; Lepetellida; Haliotidae. Gene Ontology annotation, molecular function: lipid binding.
AUUCAUGAGCCUGCUUCAAUAUGGAUUACACCUCCCGUGGUCCGACCGUAACAACUUGACUGACUUCCCGACUCAACAACAUGGCGGCGGUGUUGCGUUGUCUUAUGGACUGUUGGUUAAAUCUCAUCGGCGAAAUCCACCGCAAGUUUGGAAUUGGCGGCCAUUGUGACCCCUCAGACCCGAACAGCGGGGUGUUCAGGAGGGUGGUCUUCCCAGAAACAGAUCAGGCAGAAUGGCUGAAUAAGAUCAUCCAGCAACUAUGGCCGUUUAUCGGCGACUUCAUGGGCGACAUCUUGAAGCAGCACGUGGAGCCCAAGGUGAAGGAAGCGGUCAUGUCGUCCUUCACCUUCAGCAAGGUCGACAUGGGCACCAAGCCCCUGCGGGUGGAUGGAGUGAGAGUCUACAACAUCAGACAGGGAGAGAUCUACAUGGACCUCGAUAUCAACUAUGAUGGCGACGCUGACAUUGACGUCGGCCUCCUGGUGUCUAACGCCGCAGGUAUCAAACACAUCAAGCUGUCGGGGACGCUGCGCGUGGUGUUGAAGCCCCUCCUCAGUGCUGCACCCCUCGUGGGAGGCGUCUCCUUCUUCUUCAUCACAAACCCGAAUCUGGAUUUCGACCUGACGAACCUGGCCAACAUCAUGGACAUUCCAAUGUUCAAUUCCAAGCUUCACGCCAUCAUCCAGGGCCAGCUGUCCAACCUGCUGGUGUUCCCCAAGAGGAUGGAGUACAUCAUUGGAGAGGGGACUAAGUUCUCCAAGUUACGCUGUCCUCGCCCGCAGGGCGUGCUGGCAAUACACGUGAAGGAGGCCAAGGAACUCCGGGACGCCGAUGGAAUUGGAAUAUCAGAUCCAUAUGCACAGGUCAAAGUUGGCGACCAGACGUUCCUGACAGCGACCCUUGAGAACAAGAAGGACGCCAAGUGGGACCAGAAGUUUGAUGCACUUGUGGACCUGGCGGAGGAAUGUCUGGAAGUGAGGGUGAUGGACCACGACACAGUGGGCAGCGACGACCUCCUUGGAACUGCUACGGUUCAGAUAUCCCGUGUGAUCGAGGCAGGCAAGGUGGAGGAGUGGUUCCCCCUGGAGGGCGUGGAUCAAGGCAGCAUCAACUUGGCGCUCCAAUGGUUCUACCUGGCCAACGACGCAUCGAUGCUGCAGAAGGAGGGGGAAUGUCGGCGGUGCCUCCUGAUGGUGAGUGUGGACUCUGCUAAAGGAUUACUGAAACCUGACCAGAAACCAGAAGAUGUGUCUCCCGUUGUGAGCCUGUCGUUCAUGGAGCAGGAGUUUACGAGCACCGAGGCCGCCGCCGCACCGGAACCCUCGUGGCAGGAGGACUUCCGGUUCCUGGUCACAUGCGCAGGAGAACAGAAGCUGACGCUGAAGGUGAAGGACAGCAAGGAGGACAUAGCCUACGGAACUGCUGAGAUCGACAUCAAGGAUCUGAUUGGUGCUCCUGACAUGGUCCUCGACCAGUCAUAUCCCCUCGUCACAGAGAUAGAGGGAAUCACGCCAGAGCUGAAAAUGAAACUGGUUCUUAGGGUGCUGACACCAGACACAGAUCCAAGAUGGCUGGCAGACAGCUUCCACUGAGUCUUCAGACAUCUUCCACUGAGUCUUCAGACAACUUCCAGUCUACAGUCGAAGUCUGCCCAGUGUAAGGCAUGAGGCGUCACGUGAUGCCCGUGUGACGCAGGAAUAUUCUUCCAUUUCUAGUUUAUGUAAACGAUGCAUGGGUUGGGCCUACGUAGAGGACAGUGUCAAUGAUUGAUCUUUUGUCUGGUUCUCAUGGAAACAGGCGGAAUCUGUCCCGCGUUGGUCUUGUUGGUGGAAGAUAUUGAGAGGACUUCUGGUCCUGAUGGUGAAUCUGUCCGAGAUAAGUGAUUAUUUCAUUUAUAUCAUGGGUCAUUAUUUUAAAGUUCCAAAGUUGUUGUUUUAUAUUAUUUAUAAAUAUUUUGACGAUCUUUCUAUGCUAGAUAUACAUGGUGUUGUGUUUCCUCGUGAUUUGUUUGAACUGAAUGCUUGUUUUACACAGCGCAUAAUUACCACACCUGAUUGUCAAACUGCCAUAAUCAAGAAAGUAUUAUAUUUAUGAAUAUUAUCUAAAUAAACAACGUGGUAUGACAAGAGCAUUUUUGAUCUUCUAGAUGUGUCAAUGUUUUAGAUCACCCACAAUGCUAAAAUAUUGUAAUGAAAGUUAUCAGACAUAUUAUAUAACAAGCUCAUAAACUUUCCUUUGUAUUGCUUUUUGUACUUGUUUUUGUCAAGUAAAGAAAUAUGGCUAAAAUGAGUGAAAAGGUCAUUUUCUUGAAAUUCAUACAAUGAGUCUUGACCAAGAUGACUGUUUUGCAGUGUGUUUGUACUGUUUCUACCUAACUGUAAGCAAUUCAACAUCAAAUAUUAAAAAAUAACUUCCUGGAAACCUUUUUGACACACUUUUGCCGAAACUCUACAUUUAAUGCUAAGUAUUAUAAAGAAAUAAAGUUUGGCAAAUACAUGCGAAGUUUGCUAACUUUUAUGGCCAUGUAUAGGAUGCUGUGUUGCAUAUGGGUGAUGCAGAUGGACCAGAGCGCCAGCAGCUUACCUUGUCCUUUGAACAAAACACUGAUGAUACUCAUAUCAUAUACACCUGCCAUUCUUUGUGGACACAAUGCUGGUUUGUGUGUUAAAUAUUUAUAUGUAACAGUUUACACAAUACUCCAUGCGUGUCAGUAUUUUAGUAUUGUUAUCUUUGUUAAGAAUUUUAAUGUAUUUUAUUCUUCCAUUUUUCUUUCUUUAAGACUGUGUGAAUCUUGCAUGCCGUUGACGUAAUGACGGCGAUAUCUCCAUGGACCCAGCUGUCUAGAGUCAGGGCCUUGUAUACGUGAUACAUUCAUACUAGGAAGAUUGAUGUUAGCUUUACUUACCGAACCAAAUGUACCAAGGGCUUCUUAGUAAACUUAUCAUAGGAUGAUAUUUGAGUUGUGAAAUAUGAGGAUACCAAUCUGUAGGUGUUGUGGGGGUGCGACAGUGAAAAUCUCGGAUAGCUUUUGAUAGUUCAAAACGGUUUAAGAUAUUAUUAACAUGUCGAUGUAAUAACGAUAAAUAGUUUUAAUGCUGCUGAUGAUGAUAAUAAUAUUAUUAAUAGUAAUAAUGGUGAUAAGACCUAUAACAAAUAUAAGAACACUAAUACUUAUAACAGCUAUUACAGCACCAGUAAUAUAUAUAUGGUAGGUUGAUAUAAGGGUUAUCAUGAGGUGGAAAUAUUCACAUAUAUCCAUACGGAUUAUGUUUUUGGCUACCUGUUAGUAUAAAAUCUCGUAGCUGUGCUACUUUGUCGACUCCUGCUGACUUAUAUUUGUUAUGAGACGGCACUCUGUGACUCUCUACGGACAUAUAUUUGUUAUUAGAUGGCACUCUAACUCUCUAUGGACAUAUAUUUGUUAUUAGAUGGCACUCUAACUCUCUACGGACAUAUAUUUGUUAUUAGAUGGCACUCUAACUCUCUACGGACAUAUAUUUGUUAUAAGACGGCACUCUGUGACUCUCUACGAAGAUAUAUUUGUUAUUAGACAGCACUCUGUGACUCUCUACAAAGAUACAUUUGUUAUUAGACAGCACUCUAACUCUCUACGGACAUAUAUUUGUUAUUAGAUGGCACUCUAACUCUCUACGGACAUAUAUUUGUUAUUAGACAGCACUCUGUGACUCUCUACGAAGAUACAUUUGUUAUUAGACAGCACUCUGUGACUCUCUACGGACAUAUAUUUGUUAUGAGACGGCACUCUGUGACUCUCUACGGACAUAUAUUUGUUAUUAGACGGCACUCUGUAACUCUCUACGAACAUAUAUUUGUUAUGAGACGGCGCUCUGUGACUCUCUACAGACAUAUAUUGGUUAUUAGACGGCACUCUGUGACUCUCUACGAAGAUACAUUUGUUAUUAGACGGCGCUCUGUGACUCUCUACGAAGAUACAUUUGUUAUUAGACAGCGCUCUGUGACUCUCUACGGACAUAUAUUUGUUAUGAGACGGCACUCUGUGACUCUCUACGGACAUAUAUUUGUUAUGAGACGGCACUCUGUGACUCUCUACAGACAUAUAUUGGUUAUUAGACGGCACUCUGUGACUCUCUACGAAGAUACAUUUGUUAUUAGACAGCACUCUGUGACUCUCUACGGACAUAUAUUUGUUAUGAGACGGCACUCUGUGACUCUCUACAGACAUAUAUUGGUUAUUAGACGGCACUCUGUGACUCUCUUUACAUACAUAUAUUUGUUAUUAGACGGCACUCUGUGACUCUCUUUACGGACAUACAUUUGUUAUGAGACGGCACUCUGUGACUCUCUUUACAUACAUAUAUUUGUUAUGAGACGGCACAGGCCUGCUGUGUUGUUGAAGCAUUACUGGCUGACGUGCAAUGCUCUGAUUGUAAUUUGUGAUGUCUUACACAGAUUACCGUCUUGUGGUGGAGAUUUCCCAUACCUCGUGGUAGCCUAGGAGACGCCCCGGGGCCGGGUUAGAGUGGGUCCCCCGCGCAGUGCUGCUGGGAGUAAGCGGUGACUAACACGGGUUGGGUGCUCAGAUUCGAUAACUGGGCAGUUUGCGUGGAAUAUUGCCGACAGCCGAAUGCUUUUCCCACUCUGCUGUUUCCACGACUGUUCUCGUUGCGUGCCUUGUGACACUGUCACUCAUUAUCGUGAUGGCUGAUUGCGAACAUUGAUAUUUUAUUUUAUAUUUUAAACAGCAAUACUUUUAUCAGAAUAUGAGAGAUUGUGGUUUUACUUUUAUCUGUUUUCUUGUGUUGAAGAAAAUAAAAUUGUACUUCAU